AUGGAAGAAUGGAACCCACUUGCAUUGGCAGCCAAAGCCAAUGACCCAGACACUCCCAACUGGGAAGAAGCCAUGAACAGUCCUGAGAAGGAUGGCUUCUGGAAAGCAUGUGAGAAGGAGAUUGACACUCUCAAGUCAAUGAGAGUUUGGGAUGAGGUUCCGCGCAAGUCCUGGAUGAAUGUUCUUCCUGGGACCUGGGCUUUCCGAAUCAAACGCUUUCCAACUGGUCUGGUGCGUAAACUGAAAGCACGCUUCUGUGCUAGAGGUGAUAAGCAAAUUCAUGGAGUAGACUUCUUUGAAACGUAUGCUCCAGUGGUCAACUGGACAACAGUCCGUCUGUUGCUGAUCCUCUCAGUCCAACUGGGGUUAGCUACUAGACAGGUUGACUACACUGCUGCCUUUGUGCAUGCAGACAUUGACAAUCCUCCAGGGUACGAUCUUAUGUCCGAAGAGGAGAAGGCCAGACAAGGAGUCUAUGUUGAGAUGCCAAGGGGUUUUGCAAAGGAUGGCAAGGUCUUACGGCUGAGGAAGAGCCUCUAUGGUCUCAGACAGGCACCGCGCAACUUUUUUAAUUUCCUUAAAAACAACCUAGAAGCAGUUGGAUUCACCCCUGCUACUGAGGUAGACCCCUGUCUGUUCAUUUCGGACAAAGUUAUCUGCCUGGUCUAUGUCGAUGACACCUUACUCUAUGCUCGAAACCAGGAUGACAUUGAUGAAGUUCUGGCGAAAUUGAGAGCUAGAGGAAUGGUGCUGGAAGAGGAGGAUGAUGUCGCUGGGUUCCUAGGGGUGCAGAUCAAGCCAAAUGCUGAAACUGGAGAGAUAACCUUGACUCAGUCUGGCUUGGCUGCUAGAAUCAUUGAUGCAUUGGGAUGUAAGGACAUGCCUGGUGUGGACACCCCUGCGACUGAAACUCUGGGAAAAGAUGAGUUUGGCGAUCCAGCAAAUUGCACCUUUAACUAUGCCAGUGUGAUCGGCAUGUUAUGGUACCUAUAUGGUCACUCCAGGCCAGAUUUAGGUUUUGCUGUCAGCCAAGCUGCCCGGUUUGCUUUCCAACCCAAGAGGAGCCAUGAGCUCGCUCUGAUCCGCAUUGGCCAGUAUUUGGUGAAGACCCAGGAGAAAGGCCUCACAAUGAAGCCAAUUACCCCGGAUUCCUUCAAGAUGGAUGCCUAUGUGGAUGCAGACUUUAUGGGUCUGUAUGGGAAGGAGACAAGGACCGAUCCUGCCAAUGUCAAGAGCAGGACUGGCUUUGUCAUUUGCCUCAAUGACUGUCCAAUAGUCUGGGCGAGCAAACUGCAGCAGAGCAUCGCCCUCAGCACCAUGAUGUCGGAGUACUAUGCCUUAGCCACCUGUAUGAUGGAGGUGAUCCCAUUGCGCAACACAGUGAAAGCUGUCGCCAAAGGGAUGGGCAUUAAUGAGCAUUGCUUGACCUCGUUCAAGACCACUGUCUGGGAAGACAACGUGGGAGCUCUAACUCUGGCAAACCUGGAACCAGGUCAAAGCACUCCUCGCUCAAAGUUCUAUGAUGUGAAGGUGCAUUGGUUCCGCAGUCAUCUCAAGCCUGGUAAGCUCGAGGUGGCGAAAAUCGACACAGCAGACCAGCUCGCUGACAUGUUCACCAAACCCUUAGCGAGAGAAGUCUUCGAACGGCUUCGACUUCGUUUAAUGGGCUGGUAG
Messenger RNA from Seminavis robusta, 1674 nucleotides. The record is from the annotation of a GenBank genome assembly. Lineage: Eukaryota; Bacillariophyta; Bacillariophyceae; Naviculales; Naviculaceae.